AUGAAGACGGUGCAUGUUGACGGGACCGUUGACGAACGUUUCAAACCAGUUCAGGAAUCGUUCAGACGGAAUUUCACGGAGUGCUGGGAAAAAGGAGGUGCAACAUUUGCUGCCUAUCACAAAGGAAAGCUUAUUGUGGAUCUUUGGGGAGGAUAUGCCGACAAGUCGUGUAAUCGUCUGUGGAACGAAGACACGAUCACAAUGAUUUUCAGCUGCACAAAAAGCGUGGCAGCAAUAUGUGUGGCAAUGCUGGUCGAUCGAGGCUUGUGCAGUUAUGACGACAAGGUCAUACAAUAUUGGCCGGAAUUCGGGCAAAAUGGCAAGAGUGACAUCACUAUCGAAAUGAUUCUUGCCCAUAAGGCCGGCCUCCCAUAUUUCCAAGAGACACUGACAUUUGCGGAUCUGACUGAUCCUUUACGAAUGGCAACCAUCAUUGAACGGCAAGCUCCGAUAUAUCCUCCCGGCUCGAAGACCGCGUAUCAUCCCCUGACUUAUGGUUGGCUAAUAGAUCAGGUGUUCUGUCGCAUCGAUCCUCAUCAUCGAACUAUAGGGCAAUUUCUCCGCGAAGAAAUUGAAAGCAAACACCAUGUUGACGUCCACAUUGGGGAAUGCGCUGCCGAAGAGAUCCGUAUAGCUCGUCUGACUGGCCUUAAUAUGUCCGUCGCUGUCAGGGAGUUCGCUUACGAUAGAAAAGUCGCAUGGAUCGCAGCUCGGUCGAUGGAUCCACGUAGUUACUUCGCGAAAGGACUGAAGAAUAUGCGACAGUUCGGCAAGACUCUGUUCACGUUGUACAACAACCCUGAAACCCGUAUGGCUGGUCAACCCGCGGUCAACGGCGUUGGAUCAGCAAGGGGACUAGCGCUCGUCCAUCAACUUGCAAUGGAUGGAACGCUCCUCUCCUUAGAAACGAGGAAGAUGAUUUACGAACCUGCCUUUCCGAAUGAACUUGACCAUUCCAUUGGAGAAGUGCAAAGUAAAGGGCAUGGUUUUAUAUACACACGAAGUCCCACGGGUUCGUGGCAGAUUGGACAUAUGGGAGUUGGUGGUCAGGCAGUACGUUUCGAUCCAGAAAACGAUCUUGUUCUGUGCUACCUCACAAAUGCUAUGAAAGCAGGCAGCGGAGAACACACCUACACCUUCAAUAGGUUACAAAAGAAAUUGUAUGAAAUAUUGAAAUGCUAG
This is a messenger RNA of Haemonchus placei, 1182 nucleotides long. Lineage: Eukaryota; Metazoa; Nematoda; Chromadorea; Rhabditida; Trichostrongylidae. The record is from the annotation of a GenBank genome assembly.